Messenger RNA from Pseudopodoces humilis (Tibetan ground-tit), 426 nucleotides. RefSeq names its product vesicle associated membrane protein 8 (gene VAMP8). NCBI's taxonomy places the organism in Eukaryota, Metazoa, Chordata, Aves, Passeriformes, Paridae. Gene Ontology annotation, cellular component: membrane. Gene Ontology annotation, biological process: vesicle-mediated transport. The record is from RefSeq and is a predicted model, not a curated record.
GGAGCGGAGCCGAGCGGGGCCGGACGGACCAUGGCGGGGGUCCCGGGGGGGGUCCCGGCGGAUGUCGCGACAGAUGCCACCACGGGCGACGGGCGCGUGCGGGCGCUGCAGCGGGAGGUGCAGGGGGUCACCACCAUCAUGACGCAGAACGUGGAGCGGAUCCUGGCGCGGGGGGAGAACCUGGAGCAGCUGCACAGCAAGAGCCAGGACCUAGAGGCCACGUCAGAGCACUUCCGCACGACGUCCCAGAAGAUGGCCCGGCGCUACUGGUGGAAGAACGUGAAGCUGCUCAUCAUCCUCGGCCUCGUGGGCGUCAUUGUCCUCAUCCUCAUCAUCCUCCUGGCCACUGGCACCAUCCCCACCUAGAGCCACUGUCCCCACGGGGACAUGGCCACCCCAGGGCCCAAAUACAGGGGGAAGAACCAG